This is a messenger RNA of Artibeus jamaicensis (Jamaican fruit-eating bat), 948 nucleotides long. RefSeq names its product alpha hemoglobin stabilizing protein (gene AHSP). The transcript is spliced from 6 exons. Gene Ontology annotation, cellular component: cytoplasm. Gene Ontology annotation, molecular function: hemoglobin binding. Gene Ontology annotation, biological process: protein stabilization; erythrocyte differentiation; protein folding. Lineage: Eukaryota; Metazoa; Chordata; Mammalia; Chiroptera; Phyllostomidae. The record is from RefSeq and is a predicted model, not a curated record. Bases 504 to 782 code for a protein of 92 amino acids.
UGUAGCGGGGCCGCGGGAGCAAUGGGAACUGUCUAGGCAGCUGACAGUCCCAAAAAUGCAGGUUCUGGAAGUACCUGCAUUUCUGGGUCCUGCGACUUCCAGUUUUGGGGCGAAUCAAAGAGAGCGUCUCUUGGGAAACUUGGCAUUCCAGUGGUCACAGAACUUUCAGUUAUGUAACUUGCAAGUGGCUCUGCAAAACUACUAGAAAUUCUCUGCCCUUCAGCUGUCCCCAAGACUGGAAGAGGAUUGUUUCUGAAAGGACCCUAAGGACAUCCGAGGAGUGAGAAAAUGAAGGAAUUGCAGUGAAUAGUGUCAGAAAACAAGAGAGAUAGGCAAAACGAUCUUGUUGAGAACAGAAGCUCCAGGAGGGCAGGAAUGUUGUCUUUCAAACUGAUAUAUUCCCAGGGCCUUGUACCAGUAUCUGCACAAGGUUAGCACAGAGAAACAUACAUACCCUGAAAAGUGUGGGUGAGGCAUAAUAGCACUGCUGGACCUAAAGGCAGAUGGCUCUUCUUCAGGCUAAUAAAGAUCUCAUUUCCACAGGAAUAAAGGAAUUUAAUGCUUUGCUAAAUCAGCAGGUCUUCAGUGAACCUCUUGUCUCUGAAGAAGCCAUGGUGACUAUGGUGGAUGACUGGGUAAACUUGUACAUCAACUAUUACAGGCAGCAGGUGACAGGAGAGCAGGAAGAGCAGGACAGGGCUCUGGAGGAACUCCGGCAAGAGCUGAAGACCCUGUCUGUCCCUUUCCUGGACAAAUAUAGGGCAUUCCUGAAGUCCUUGUGAGCACCUGCAUCAUCCAGUGCUUUUCUCCUAGCCUGGAGGCUGAGGCCUGCAUUUCCAAGAAACCCUUAAUUCCUGCAUCUGUAUGCUUCAAGUCCUCAGGCUCUGCUCCUUCUUGGUGUUACUCUACCUUGACGCCUCAAUAAAGACCAACACUGGUUUGGCUGUC